Messenger RNA from Echinostoma caproni, 564 nucleotides. The record is from the annotation of a GenBank genome assembly. Lineage: Eukaryota; Metazoa; Platyhelminthes; Trematoda; Plagiorchiida; Echinostomatidae.
AUGCUCUUGUUGUUACGUCCAGUCCAUCCGAGUGCUGAUGGCACUCCUGCUACACAGUCGAAGUUCACUGGGCCUGCCUCGGACUCAGCUGUGCUAGUAUGGGCUGGUAUUGUGCACAGUAGGAUUCCCCGGCCGCAAAUGUCACAAGAUAAUAUGGUACCUGCCAUCAAGCGUAUAGAAACUGAAGUUGGUACUACAGUUUGGUUCCAACAUGACGGUGCACCGCCACACAAUGCUCUGGUGGUGAGAUGCAUUUACGAUCUGCUCAUCACCCGGGUUCAAUUUGAAGACGAAGGGGAGUACGCCUGUCAAGCGUCAGUUUUGGCGAAGCAAUCCACAGAUUCCCGGCUGGAGUCUUCCAGUAUCAAACUAGCCGCAGUGCAAUUGAAUCCCACCGAAAAGUCCACCACCGUUCCGAUGAGUUUGAUCAAAAGUGAGGCAGCCCAUAUGGCUGUAAUUGGAUGCCCGAAUUGGUCGAAUGACUUGGUAGCUGGUGCGUGUUCCGGGAUGCGGUUGUCUCAACAGCAGCAGCAGCAGCAGCAGAAACAACAACAACAACCAUAA